AUGGCGGACCCGGAGGUGUGCUGCUUCAUCACCAAAAUCCUGUGCGCCCACGGGGGCCGCAUGGCCCUGGACGCGCUGCUCAAAGAGAUAAGGCUCUCCGAGGGGCAGCUCCGCGAGGUGCUGGAGGAGGCUGGGCCCGACCGCUUCGUGGUGUUGGAGACCGGCGACAAGGAAGGGGUCACCCGGUCCGUGGUGGCCACCACCCGAGCCCGGGUCUGCCGUCGCAAGUUCUGCCAGAGACCCUGCGAAGACCUGCACCUCUGCAAGCUCAACCUGCUGGGUCGGUGCAACUAUUCGCAGUCGGAGAGGAAUUUGUGCAAAUAUUCUCACAACGUUCUCUCAGAAGAGAACUUCAGGAUCUUGAAAAACCAUGAGCUCUCUGGACUGAACAAAGAGGAAUUAGCAGUGCUCCUCGUCCAAAGUGACCCUUUUUUUAUGCCCGAGAUAUGCAAGAAUUAUAAGGGAGAGGGUCGAAGAGUGGUUUGUGAUAAGUAUCCACAGUGUGAAAGGCUCCACAUCUGUGAGCACUUCACCCGAGGGAACUGUGGUUAUACCAACUGCCUCAGGUCCCAUAAUCUGAUGGACAGAAGGGUGCUGGCCAUCAUGAGGGAGCAUGGGCUCAGCUCCAGCGUGGUUCAAAACAUCCAGGACAUCUGCAACAGCAAGCACAGCCCAAAGAAACACUCCGGGCACAGAGCUCCUCCAGCCUAUCGUAGAGACCCGGCCUACAGAGGUAGAAGCAAGAGCAGAGACCGAUCAUUUCAGGGAAGUACAGAAUUUCUUCCAUCGGCUUCAGCUCCUACUCCAAAUCAAAUCGGCCAUAAGCCUCCCCUGGAUGAUGUGCCCGUAGAGGACCUGGCCCACAAGUUCGUGCGUUUGGGAAAUCAGGAUGGCCCUCAGCCCUCCCCGGUCCUGCCUCAGGCUGAUAAUCUCAGAGGAAGAGAUCAAGUGGGAGGAAGCCUGCAUUUUUCAGAGAAUGGCAGCCCAGAAGAUCUCUGUUAUGGGAAUCAAGGUAGCAUUUACUUCCCUUCUGAUUCAGCGCCUGCUUCCAACCAGAAGGGCCCUGCAACCUGGCUGAAUGGCAAAGGCACUGGUAGAGAGAAUUUGUUUCCUCAGAGUCAAGCUGCCCCUGGCUCUCCUCUAGGUUCUCCACCUGAUGCCAUAACCGCCAGAAAGAGUGUGGGCAUGCUCUCCUCGGACGGCGUGAACACCGAGGGCAGAGGUGGAAAGCAAAAUGUCCAGUAUGUCCCGCUUUUUAAUAAUAAUGUUGAUGGAACGGCCAUAGACAUAAGUUCCACAAGGCCUUUCAAUUACAAAACCGCAACCAGUAGACAGAGGGAAAAACCGUUGCCUAGGAAUCGGGACACCGGAACCACGCACAGUAAUCUCCAAACCACUGGCAAAAUCACAGAUGGCGAUGAUCCGGCAGUGGCAUCUGUUAAUGAUUCUGCAUCGGACGUUGAGAGUACCGGCUCUUCCAGGAUGGAUGAUUGUGGCUCAAAGGAAAUUUGUCUUGACCAUCUGUGUAGGGAUUGUCAAGUUGAAAACUGCAACAAAGUUCACUUCCACCUCCCUUACCGGUGGCAGAUGCGGCUUGCAAACACCUGGAUGGACCUCCAGCCCAUGGAGAAUAUUGAGAAGGCCUAUUGUGACCCCCAAAUCCGCACCUUUUCUAUUGGAAAUAAAGACAUCGAUUUCCAGAAGAUGACUUGUAAUUUUAAUCCUAUCCGACGCAUCUCCACGCCUUCAUCUGUCACAGCGCUGACCAAUUUUGUCUUUGCCACGAAAUGGAUUUGGUACUGGAAAAAUGAAUCUGACGAAUGGGUUGAAUACGGAGAGGAGACGGGCCAUCAGCAAGCUUCAACCAUCGACUCUUCCUAUCUGGAGUCCUUCUUUCUAUGCCACCCAGCGGGCGUUGUGCCAUUCCAGGCGGGUUCACAGAGCUACGAGCUGAGUUUUGCGGGCAUGAUUCAAACAAAUGUAGUUUCCAAGACCCAAAAGGAUGUUGUCAGAAGGCCAACAUUUAUGUCUUACAAGGCUGUGCAGCAGAUUAAAAAUGGGCUCAAUUAUCAGCCGGUGCAGACCCCGUCAGACCCUCUGUCCUCGACAUUGCUUCCUCAGUGGGACUUUGGCUCGAGUGAAUAUGAGUUGUUAGAGAUCGAUAAUCGGUGUCCGGAAUAUGCCAUGAUAAGUGAAUAUUUUAAAACUUCCAUGAAAAAUUUCAAGAUUGAAAAGAUAAAGAAGAUCAAGAACACAAAGCUUUUGAAUACUUUUGAAAGGAAAAAAAUGAAGAUGAACAACAGAGUGGAAAAAAUUCUGUUUUAUGCAACAAGCCGCAUCCAUGUGGAGUCUAUCUGUAAGAAUAAUUUUGACUGGAUCUUACAUGGAACUGGUGAAACCAAAUAUGGAAAAGGAAUUUACUUCACAAAAGAUGCCAUCCAUUCCCAUAAAAAUUGCCAGGGUGAUACCAAAAACAUCGUUAUGUUUGUAGCUCGAGUCCUGGUUGGAAAUUUUACUCAAGCAGAAAUGGCAAGCACCAGCCCUCCCCCACCACCAUAUGACAGCUAUGUGGAUAUAAGGUUGAAUCCCUCCGUUUUUGUCAUCUUCGAGAAAAAUCAGAUUUACCCAGAAUAUGUGAUUGAAUAUACUGAACUAGACAAACCCUGCGUGAUUAGUUAGGAGUGAUGAAUAUAGAGUCAUAAAGGAGGCCAUCACCCUUCUCUUCACUUACUGAGCCAGAUUGCCCCAGAUAAUACAUUUUUACAUUUCUCAUCUAGUUAUCAAAUGCCUUAGAUCAGUGGUUCCCAAACUUUGUUACACAUCUGAAUCGUCUGGGAAGCUUUUUAACAAGUCCAAUGUUCAGAUCGCACCCCGUGCCAACUAAAUCACUGUUUCUGGUGUGAGAGCUGGGCAGUGGUACUUUUUUUAAAUCCCAAGGAUUCAAAUGUGUCAUAGAGUUUGGGAACCACUGUCUUAGAUAUAACUGAGAAAGACGGAUUUCUAAAACAUCUGUAACUGCCAACAAGUUUCUCUCCCAGC
Odobenus rosmarus divergens (Pacific walrus) is the source of this 3039-nucleotide messenger RNA. RefSeq names its product zinc finger CCCH-type, antiviral 1 (gene ZC3HAV1). Bases 1 to 2679 code for a protein of 892 amino acids. The record is from RefSeq and is a predicted model, not a curated record. The transcript is spliced from 13 exons. Lineage: Eukaryota; Metazoa; Chordata; Mammalia; Carnivora; Odobenidae. Gene Ontology annotation, molecular function: NAD+ poly-ADP-ribosyltransferase activity.